Molecule: messenger RNA, 2410 nt
Organism: Zeugodacus cucurbitae (melon fly)
Lineage: Eukaryota; Metazoa; Arthropoda; Insecta; Diptera; Tephritidae
Product: peptidyl-prolyl cis-trans isomerase F, mitochondrial-like
Exons: 1
Coding region: 9-485 (158 amino acids)
Biological process (GO): protein peptidyl-prolyl isomerization; protein folding
Molecular function (GO): peptidyl-prolyl cis-trans isomerase activity
Source: RefSeq, a predicted model, not a curated record
GAGCUAUAAUGGCGCUGUACUACAUAAAAGCCCAAAAAAAAUUCAAUUAUUUCCAGCUCCGCAAGGAUGUUGUGCCCAAAACUGCUGAGAACUUUCGCGUUUUGUGUACCGGCAAGAAGGGAUACGGCUAUAAGGGCUGCACAUUCCAUCGUGUAAUACCGAAUUUCAUGUGUCAAGGUGGUGAUUUUACGAACCGUGAUGGCACUGGUGGCAAAUCCAUUUAUGGCAAUACAUUCAAAGAUGAAAACUUUAAGCUGAAGCACACCUUACCCGGUGUGUUAUCGAUGGCAAAUGCCGGACCACAUACAAAUGGCUCACAAUUCUUUAUUUGCACUGUAAAGACACCUUGGCUGGAUGGGCAGCAUGUGGUGUUUGGGCAGGUCAUUCCAGGUAUGGAAGUCGUUAAAGCCAUGGAAGCUUUAGGCUGUGCGAGCGGUGGGCCAAUGAAGAAAAUUGUCAUUGCCGAUUGUGGUGAAUUAAAAUAGUUUCGAAAAUCAAUAAUGUGAUAUAAUACAAAGUUAGUUCUACAGUGUGAUAGGUGUGAACUGAAUGUUGCACACAUACAAACAAUUAUAUGUUUGAUUAUACAGCUGCAGUGUAAUUAUAUGUUAAUAAGAGUAUUUUAUGAAUUGAAUUAAUAUUUUAUAGCAUUACUAAUUGAUUUGAAAAGUAAGUAAACUUUUAAGUGAUUAAUUAAAUGAUGUUGCAGAAAGUAAAACGUAAAUGUAUAUUGCGUAUGUAUGAGUAAUAAUUACCUCUAAGUUUAGAAAAUUUGAAGCAAAUUAAAUAAGGCUGUGUUGUUUCCCAAAGAUUAUAGUAUAAAUAUCUGUAUUAAACAAUUUAAUUCUCACCUAACCGAAUUCCCUCCGAUUUUAUACCGUAAAGCUUAUUCAUUUAACGCUUUCUACUUCGAAAUAACGAAAAGUUAGACUGGGGCUUUGGAAUGGCUAAUAAACAUAAAGUUUACACAAAGGAUGAUGUCCUAAUAGUUAAAGCGUCACCCAUUGUUGAGGAAGAGCUCGGUAAAAUUCACUCAAUAGAGUCCUAAAUUAUAUAUUAUUUGAGUCGUAGACUUGAUUCUGAAGAAAAUAACUGUUAGAACAGAAUAUUAAACUAGGAAAAAUAUAAAAAAAUUAUUACUUAUCCUUACUUAAAUAUAUUUACACAGUAAAUGUUUAACAAAAUUUUUUUACUGUUUCUUAAAUUAAUUUAUAUUUUAUUUUUAACAAUAUUUCUAUCUAAAACUGAAUUAUCCUCUAAAAAUACUGAGUUUAUAGGUAAGUUAUGAGUUAUUCUCCAGAUCUUUUGGUUUAGCAACAACAUGGUUUGCACUCGGCAAAAGAAAACCGAGAGCGCCUGCAAUAAUUAGUCCCACCGCUGGGCUAUAAAAUGCCAUCUCGCAAUGUGUUUCAAUGAGUAAACCUAAAAUGUUGGAUCCCGAGACGGUUCCAAUACGUCCGAUCAUAAGAGAUAUGCAAACGGCCAUACCUCUGAAAGAAAUUAGAAAUUAAAGAAUUUAAUACAGAUAUAAUUCGGGAAUUACUUCAAUAAAAUCCGAAGCUUACGACCUUUAGUUGUAUAUAAUCUCGGAUAUAUUGAAUACAUUUAAAACCAAAGUUCUGCAUGCAGACGAAUGAGUUUUGAGACUUUCUUUUGCUACUUACCUUAAAUUUGUUGGGAAUAUUUCGACAACAAUGGCAUUGAGCACGGAUAUGCCACAACCGCAGCAAAGCUGAAUGAUCAAGAGAUAAAUGCCCACUAGGGGAAUUUUUAUGGUAAAGGCUAAUAUGCCACAAACCCCACAAACCAAAAGAUUUAUGACUAAAAAAAAUAAAUCUUAUUAUAAAAUCAAGUUUACAUUGACGACCUAAUUGAUACUUACAAAGCAUAAGUUUACGUCCAACUCUACUAAUGAAAAACAUAAUAAUCAGCAGUAUAACCACAUAUAUAAUUUCGAAGAACAUGCUAUGCAUAUAGGUUGAUAUUUCCAAGUGCAUUUUGCACGUUUCAAUUGGACCCUGUAAAAAUGUAUGCAAAUAUUAUUAAAUUACUAAUCUUGACCCAAGGUGGAUUUAAAGAACUUACAUCUUCAUCCACGCUUGUAAGAUUUCCCGAUUGUACGAAUUUGAUAAUCUCACAAAUGCGUUUCGAUUCGGUAAACUUAUCGGUAUAUUGUGAUAUGGUAUUUAGAAUAUACGGGAACCACAUGUAUACGCCAUGAGCGCUAAAGAAUAUUAUGUACAAUAUUAGACUAGACAGAAAUGUUUUCCGUAGGUGUUCGCGCAUGAAAAGUGGCGCUGUUUGUUGCCACAUUGACUGUAUAAUGGAUACUAGGAGAUUCUUCUUUUCUAAACCUUUCACUUUGGCCAUUGGUGUGUCGGCGUCCGGCAGUAAGGUAGUAACCUACAAA